AUGAGCUCUGAAUGGGCUAAAAGCACGCUGUUAGCUCGGCUGGCUCCAAGCUCUGUCGGUUUGCUUGUUUUUGACGAAAACUGUAAUGUCCUUGAGGCUUCUGGCGUAGGAAAAGACCGAUUAGAAGAUAUUGUAACGGUUAACCGAACCGAGGUCGAUGGCAACGGAUUUGGGUCUUUAGAGGGACCCGACUUAAAACUAGCAGUCUAUAAACGCGAUGGAAACACCAUUGUCAUUUACAGCAGGAAAAACAACUAA
Lachancea sp. 'fantastica' is the source of this 258-nucleotide messenger RNA. The record is from the annotation of a GenBank genome assembly. NCBI's taxonomy places the organism in Eukaryota, Fungi, Ascomycota, Saccharomycetes, Saccharomycetales, Saccharomycetaceae.